Protopolystoma xenopodis is the source of this 519-nucleotide messenger RNA. The record is from the annotation of a GenBank genome assembly. NCBI's taxonomy places the organism in Eukaryota, Metazoa, Platyhelminthes, Monogenea, Polystomatidea, Polystomatidae.
AUGGAGCAAACAGGAGAAGCCUUCCACGGUAGAGCAACACAGCUUCCAUCUCAUCUCUCCAACUCCCUGAUAUCACUGAAGACCUCGAGAUAUACUUCUUCUUCUUCCCUUUCUCUUCCUCUCCUAAAAGCCAGGUCUCUCCGCUUCUGUUCAUUAAAAGGUAAUUUGCAGCAACAGUCAUUACUGAGACCGGUCACAGCGACAAUGGAAUCUGCAGGUGACAUUGUCAACGAUGAUGACUACGGAAAAGAAAAUUAUAUCAAAGAUAGUCUCGAGUGGUCUGGAUUAGCUGAAUCAGACAGACCCUACUCGGCUGGCAGGGUGGAAGAGCGAUCAGAGCAGAAUUACUUGACAGCUGGGCCCUCCUAUCUUCAAGUCAGGGGUCAGCAGACUGUGCCUAUUUUGAAAACCCAUAGAAGAGAGUUGGAUCGACCUAGUAUAAGCAAAACCGAUAGAAGCUUUAAUUGGAGUCCCAAUGUACAUAUAUUCUGCGCCUCCAGGGAGGUGAGCCCCACAUAA